This is a messenger RNA of Protopolystoma xenopodis, 996 nucleotides long. The record is from the annotation of a GenBank genome assembly. Lineage: Eukaryota; Metazoa; Platyhelminthes; Monogenea; Polystomatidea; Polystomatidae.
AUGAACACUUUCAAAUCUCCGCUGGGCCACCUUGAUCUGAUCAGCUCGCUGCUCGACCAAAAUGAGGGACAGACUAUCAGAACGAGCACCCCGAGCACCACGACAAUUGGGAAGGAGUCGGAAAGGUCGAGGGCUGGCUCAACUGAGGAGUCGGUCUCCUCGAUCGAGAGCCUGUUGAGCCGGCUCUACAAGGAAUUCGCGGAAGCCGAGAGACGAGAAUCGGGACUAUCAACCCAGGAGUACCUGAGCAGUGACAAUUCGGCCAGCCCAAUGAAUGUAUGGCAGUCGUGUCUCUCGGGCGUCGGCACUCCGAUGCGUCAGCAGCCCUUAAUGAGGCGAUAUUCGAGCAGUGCGUAUGAGGAAAAUCUUCCGCCAACGAGCCUAUUACACCAGAUCACCAAAGAUGUACAGCCAUCGCCGAGGACAGAACAUAAAAACGAACAAAAACUAGAACACCGAGGAUCAAAAGCAAUGGCGACCGGGGUAAAUGAGAAGCGCUGCUACAAGACAGAGCUGUGUCGGCGCUACAUGUCAAGUCCAUCGGGAGCCUGUGAAUAUGGCAGCAAGUGCCAGUUUGCUCAUGGGGUUGGAGAACUUCGUCUGCCACCCCGACAUCCGAGGUACAAGACGGAAAUAUGCCACGCCUUCCACACCCUCGGCACCUGCCCCUAUGGCCGGAGGUGCGCAUUCAUUCACAAUGAAACCGAUGAACGGCUGGCGGUAAUCCGUCGGCAGAACCAGCUGUACCAUGAGUUCCGUCAGGCGCACCCCAAUGUAACUGACGUGAGAGUUUUUGAUCUGAUCGAUGCUACAGGAUAUAAGAGAGGCAUCCAAAGGCAGAAUCAUCUCAAACAACAGGAAUCCCAAAAAUGUUUUCCUCAAGAGGGCCAAUGUAAUCAGCUGACAUAUAGUCUAAAUCAAGAGUUGGGUAGCAAUUCUACAACUCUACAAAGUAUGAUCAAUCGCCUGCGGAGCCUCUCUCUUCCUAGCGACUGA